AUUUUUCUAUUCUGGGUCACACUAUGAAGUUUUCACUCGGUUUAGGGAUAUGUGUGCUCGUCUCUCUGGGUUUCUCCCAGCAGAAUGUUGAUUGUGAAUCCUGGGUAACCACGGGAGCAUGUGUGAACAAUGGAACUGCGUGUGUUCAGCCAGCCUACCAAAUUUGUGGAAGUUCUCCGGAUGAUCAUUACUAUAGUGCGAACUUAACAUGCGAUGACUGUGGUCAAGACGAUCAAGCCUAUCAAGACGAUCAAGACGAUCAAGACGAUCAAGACGAUCAAGACGAUCAAAACGAUCAAGACGAUCAAGACGAUCAAGACGAUCAAGACGAUCAAGAUGAUCAAGAUGAUCAAGACGAUGGAGACAGUGAACUCUUCCCUUCUGAUAGUGGGCCAGAAGAUUUAAAUAGCGGUGAAAAGUUCUGCAUUUCAGACUGUAAAGAUCAGUAUCCCUUCCUGGCUACCUAUCAAACUGGUCUUGAUCUCAAUCUCCAACAACUCUGUCGUAACAACCUAACUAACACUAUUGGAGGAAGAGGAGGAAAUGGUUGUAGAGUAGAUGAUUGGAUUGUAGUAGAGACUUGCAAUGAGGAAUGCCACGAGUUCAAUUGGAGAGCCAGUUACCCGAGUUAUUGUGAUGUUGAGGAUAUGUGGCUUUGGUGCUGUAAACCUAAGGCUGAAACAACUGGAACAACUGUGUGUGGAGCGCAUGAUGUGGAUGAGGUUCCUUGCGUGGUUACAGCAGACAGGCGUGUCAUAGACGACUUAGUUAUUAGCUGGGUUGAUACGGACGGUGUUGACUUGGUAGGAACUGCUGGGUAUGAAGUGAGUGUAACUUACAAAAUACAGGAAGAUAAACUACUAUCUGUCUUAACAGUGAACUCGUGGGUAGUAGCCGGAAAUUCAGCCGUGGUAACAUGUCAAGUUAGAGGAUCAGGGGCACUAGAGGGUCAGGGAGACUACGUCAAUACCGAGGAACCUGCUCAGAUCAAUAAAUUCGAUAUUGAAGUGACCAGCAAAUACCAGAGAGUAGGAUCAGAAGCUCAGUUGACAUGUACUGGAGUUGGGACUGAUAGGAACGAUCAGGGGUACUUUUUCUCUUGGUACUACUGGAAUGAGUCUGGAACGAAGAUGCCGAUAGAUGCCCUGGAAAACUUUAACGAAGAGUUGAGAUUUGAGACCGGUCAAUGGGUGUCAGUGCUUUUCAUUCCUUCAGAGAACCAAGUGAUCGGUUCACAGAAUUAUCAAUGUGUCCUGGAUUACUCCUCGGUUGACAAGUGUGGAAUCCCUCACUCCACCAGUGGUGACGCUACAGGCACACUCAUUGUAUGGGAUGUGACUAAAGACGAAUACUGUGCUUACCCUGGUGAUGAAGCUGUUCUGGAAUUUACCGUAUUGGGAACCAAAGAAAUCAGUUCUGUCUCGGACGGAAUCAUCGAAUCUCUGACUAAAGGCACCAUGAUUACCACUGAAACUACAUAUAAAGAAGGGUUCCUGAUGAGGUUAUCACGAAAUGACUUUAAUGAGAUCGUUGUCACGCUUACAAUCUCCCCCAACAUGACUGAGGAGGUGGGUAGUGAAUUCUUCAUCACCUACACCGGAACAGAGGGUAAAGAAGGCGUGGAACCUAACCUGGAGCUCAACGUUAUGCGUUAG
Molecule: messenger RNA, 1655 nt
Organism: Bolinopsis microptera
Lineage: Eukaryota; Metazoa; Ctenophora; Tentaculata; Lobata; Bolinopsidae
Exons: 12
Coding region: 24-1655 (543 amino acids)
Source: RefSeq, a predicted model, not a curated record